AAGAAAUUGUCUCAAUCCAAACUAGGUGUUUAAAAAGUGCAAUCAAAGACAGAACAUAGAGUUCCUUUUGGACGAUGGUACCAUUCAACGAAAAAAAACAAUCUCACCUCGGACUUGCAUUUAUAGACGACAAGAUAACCUCUCGAGUAAAUUCAUGCCAAUGAUAUGUAUGUACUAUUGACAUAAUUGAGACUUUUUGCUUCCCUCCCUUGAGCGCUUCAAUAAUUUGAAUUGGAUAUGCUUUCACAACUCGUUCAACGUUUCAGUACCGAGUUCGCGUAAAGUUUUUGAAAAAAAGGAGGUACAUGGCAUGUUUUUGCCGUACAAACUUUUUAAUCAUCCUCCAAAAUAAAUCUUUAUGCGCAGACAAGACAUUUCGAUUCAAACCAGUCUUUGCUUGGUUUUAAUGUUCUUGAUAAAUGUAUCUCUUCGAAUUCUUUUGUUCAAUGUUUUAUGGUCUUUUAUGAAAUCGUGACGGCAAAGUUUUGACAGCAGUUUCAAUUUCUGAUGAAAUUGAUAGCAAUUUUUUUUCUUCGUUUGAACUCCUAACUUAAGAUUGUUGCAACUAAUAGUGGAACUUUCAAACACCAAAAUAUAUUAUGAUUUAUUUAGACUCUCAGCUUUUAAUAUAUUCAUUUCCACCAGGUGUUUCAGUUAAGAUUGAUUCCUUUUGAAAGUGACAACCAAGAACGUUGUCCACCCUCACCGGUAGUAGAACUGAAACUGAUUCAGACCUACGUUCAGGGAUGUCAGCCAAACCUUUUUCGUGAACGUAACAAUUACCCCUGGGCGAAAACCGACCUAACAGCAGUUUUUCCUUGUAUUCGUUCGAGACGAGGGAACAAGCAAUGGAUUUAGGCAAAAGUAAAGUAAAGCAGACAAUUGCAUAAUGCAAAAAUUCUAAUCAAAGCAAGUCAAUAAUCCCUUUCAGUUCGUGACCCAAAUCUGGUUAAGCAGGGCUUAACUUCAGCGAGUGGCUCAACUCUGAAUGAGCAUCUGUAUGGUCAAACCACGGUUCACCCUAAGGUGGGGCUUUGUCUCUGGGAUUAUUUCACGAUGGAAGCCGAUGUGCUUUUUGCAAACCUUGCAAAGAAAAAAAAACAAGAAAAAGUAUUAUAAGGCUCAAAAUGAUCGAAGCUCUUCUACGCUGAGGAGACAUUUACAAAGCAAACAUCCCUCUGAAUUCAGUUCAAUUAUCCAAAGUACGGGCAUGUCGCCACGAGGGAGUGUUAUUUUGGGCGGAAGAUACAAACAAGGAUCAAGUGAAAUGAGAGCUAGACACAGGAUGCUUGCCAAAAUGGUCGUGAAAAGAAUGGAACCAUUAUCAAUGAUGGAAAGGCCCGAAUUCAAGGAAUUUAUUCGUGUGUUGGAUCCUCAUUACAUCCUCCCUUCAAAAAAACGUUGAGGGAUUCUCUUAUAAGAGAUAUGUACCAGGAAGACCAAGAAAGUUUAAUGAAUCACCUAUAUAAGGCUUCUUGUGUUGCUAUAACCACAGAUGGAUGGUCGAGUCGCAAUAUGACUGCAUUUUUGGCUAUCACUUGCCAUUUCUUUGAUGAAGAAACGUCCACCUUGGAAUGUAAAAUUAUGGAUUGUUCUCGAAUCAAGGGAAGUCACACAGCAGAAAAUUUGCGAUCGAGAAUCUUGACUUCUCUGGUUCAAUACAAAGUGGAAAAGAAAAUUGUUUGUGCGAUCUCUGACAACGCUGCAAAUAUCCAAAAGGCUUUGGGGACCCUUUCUUUUCCUCAUCAGCCAUGUUAUUCUCAUCUUCUGAAUUUGGUCGUAAAGAAGUCUCUUUAUGCAGUUAUUGGUCUACAAAAUUUGAUCAAAAUGGUAUCGAAUGUUGUCACCUACACUCAUCACAGUGCUGUUGCUUCUGAUCAGCUUGAGGAUCUGCACAUCAAGCUUGGUUCCGACACCUAAAAAGUUGAUGGCCAAAGUUGAAACGAGAUGGAAUUCAACAUUCAUGAUGUUAGAAAGAUUUUUGGAAUGCAAGAAUGUCUUGACACUAUUAUUCGCCGGCAGUUUUUUUGAAGGAAAAAGUGAUGGUUUCAAAUUUUUUCAUUCAGAGUGGGAUUCCAUUCAAGAUAUGGUCCAUUGCCUCAGUCACAUUUAUGAAGCUACCCAAGAGAUGGGAGGAGAAAAACACACGACAAUCGGCAAAACUAUUCCAAUGACCACAGUAUUGAUGAAAGCGUACCAAGAAGAAGUGGAAGAAAGUAAAACUUCAUUAACAAAAGAACUUGCCCAAGAAAUUCUAAAGAACCUUCAUCUCAGAUUUGGAAGAGUGGAAUUUGAUUCCAUGUACACAUUCAGCACUCUCUUGGACCCGAGAUAUAAAAACUGCAUGCUCCGGAAUACAGGUGGCUUAGACCAGGCGUUGACAGAACUGAAAGAGGAGCUGAAAAAGGGAUCGAUCGUUUCAGUCUCCGGGUCUGAUAUUCCAAGUGCUUCAUAUGAAGGAGUCCUCUCUUCGCAAGCGUCACUUUGGACGAAAAUGGAUCGAGAAGUUAUAACCGAAAUGAAAGAUAGCUAUUCUUCUUCAAAUCAAGCCACUAAUGAGUUACAUUUGUAUCUGACUGAAGUGCCAAGAAUUUCACGACAGUCUGAUCCUUUAAACUGGUGGGUGAAAGUUAGCAAGGAAAGGUUUCCUCAUAUUUAUCAAGUUGGCAUAAAGUACUUAGCUAUUCCAGCAACCUCUGUCCCCAGCGAGAGGCUUUUCAGCUCAGCCGGAGACAUCUUGCGUGAAAAAAGAAGCAACCUGGGAGAUGAUAUUGUCACAAGCUUGAUAUGUCUCCAUGCAAAUUUGUAAAAUGAAUUUUAAACUUGCUUGUAUCCAAAACAAUGUACCGCUUUCAUAAUAAAGACAAUUUUAUUUCAAAUAUCUAUCCAACUACUGUAAAACACUUUUCACUUUGGAACACUGAUACAUUGAAAGUGUACUUAUGGGUUCCUCAAAGAAGUGUCUUGGGCCCUUUGCUGUUCGCCAUUUUUGUUAACGACAUGAAUAUGUCUGUCGAAUCCAGGGUAUUAAGCUUUGCGGAUAAU
Tigriopus californicus is the source of this 3045-nucleotide messenger RNA. RefSeq names its product zinc finger BED domain-containing protein 4-like. The coding region runs from base 1838 to 2809 and encodes 323 amino acids. Lineage: Eukaryota; Metazoa; Arthropoda; Copepoda; Harpacticoida; Harpacticidae. The record is from RefSeq and is a predicted model, not a curated record. Gene Ontology annotation, molecular function: protein dimerization activity. The transcript has a single exon.